This is a messenger RNA of Aspergillus clavatus NRRL 1, 3846 nucleotides long. RefSeq names its product putative SH3 domain protein (Cyk3). The coding region runs from base 1 to 3846 and encodes 1281 amino acids. The transcript has a single exon. NCBI's taxonomy places the organism in Eukaryota, Fungi, Ascomycota, Eurotiomycetes, Eurotiales, Aspergillaceae. Gene Ontology annotation, cellular component: cytoplasm. Gene Ontology annotation, molecular function: protein binding. The record is from RefSeq and is a predicted model, not a curated record.
AUGUCACCAGCAGCACCUCAGCUACCCACCCGAUUCCCCUGCUGGUGUCGAGCAGUUUACUCCUGGGGAGGAGAGACAAAACGCGACCUGGGUUUCGUGGAGGGUGAUUUAAUUGAAUGCUUAAACGCGGGAGAUGGGCAAUGGUGGAUGGGUCGUUUGCGCCGGGACCGGCGCAUGGUCGGAUUGUUUCCAUCGAACUUCGUGGAGGUCCUGGGCGAGGAUUUCGUCCCUGUCAGUCGAAUAUCAAGUCCCAUGGUCACUGCCAGUCCCUCGCCGAUCACGAAUCCUACUUCCGCCCCCAAGAAACAAAAGACCGUCUUCCGGAAACCCUUCCAGGCUCACAGGGAAGCCCUGGCGCCAGCGGAACUCGCCCGAAGCGCAAUGACCAACACUCAGGCUACAAGCUCCAUACCGCAAACCCCUCCUCGGAAUGGCAGUCAUUCCCGGACUGUUAAGCCACUACGGACGCCAACGACCGCCGUAAAACAUCAGAGCUCGCUAUCCAAACCUCCAUCGCAGUCACGGCCUACGUCGCGUGGCCUGUCGCCCCGUGGUCCGCCCGUGUCGGAUCCGCCGCCACAAAAUCCAUCGCCUACCAGAGAGGAUGUCUCACGCUCAAGACCCCCAUCCCGCGCGGCAUCUCCCCAACCACCAGAUACCUUAGAGUACUACUCCCCGUCUGUGCCUGUCAGACAGGCGCCAUUGGUCCGUCCUCCGUCCGUUAGACCGCCAUCGGUUCGACCGCCAUCGGCUCGGCCUCCGUCCCGCGCACCGUCCCCUCAUCCACCAGACACUACGGAAUGGUACUCCCCUUCCGUGCCCAAUAGGCAGACUCCAAUGGCUCGACCUCCUUCAGUUCGACCUCCAUCACCUGAGAUAUCUCCGCUGCAGUUGCAAGUACGAGACGAUUCGCCGCCACCACCGCCGCCCCCUCCGCAUCGCAUCGCAGUGAACCGCCAGCCUUCUAUGGAACGCGGGGUCCCAGUACAUCUGGAAAUGAAUGACCGCUACGUUAUUAUGUCAAGAACUCCAUCUCCGGCGGCUCAUUCAGACGCGCAUGGCAACACACCGUCACCCCUGCGGGACGCCAUGGAAGAUGUCAUGACAUCCCUAGAGGAUAUGGGAAUGUCGCGUGAGACGCAUUCGCCUUCUCCGGCUCCCGUAUAUGAUGAUCCUUGGUCACCCGAUGCUUAUGACAGCUUUCGUGAUAGUGGGCCUUUAAGAACUGGAACUCGACCACUGACAUCUCUAGGAUUCGAAGGCGAACAGGACUAUCAAUACAGUGACCGUCAGCUACAACGGAACACCAUGUACGGGCAGGACCACUACCUCGACGGACCACCGCAGCUGAACAAUUAUGUGCAGCGGAUGGAAAGCCGACUGCGCCAGAUGCAGGAGCAGAACCGAAGGGGUUCGGAGGACACACAACUCCCGGAGGACGACGAGGACCCGCCACCACCACCGCCGAAGCAUGUGUCUUCUCAUGGGAGGCAUAAUUCCAUUCCCGCUCAGUAUCCAUACCUGAGGAAUCGGAGAUCGGGACAGGAUCUGCGGGGCGAUAUUCUAAAUCGAAGCUACACCAAUAAAUCUAGUACCACAAACUCCUCGAGCGGGGUGGGGAGCAUUGGUACAAGCAUGACAGCCAGCACUGAACAAACGAGUCAGAGCUUGAUGAGUGGACCGUCGGCAGGCGCUUUCAGCGCCACAAGCGCGGGGAGUUACGCGCGACGUGGGUUAACUUCCACCGGUGAAAGGCCGAACACAGCCAUGGAGACCUUCCGUUCGCGAGGUUUCAGCGACGUCUCGCGAAUGGCUCGACCGGAGACACCGCUGACUGGUAUAUCUUACCACUCCAGCCACAACACCUCCCGCCAAGGGGCCUCGUCCGCCAUCCCUUGGUCCUCGCCUGCUGCCGACUCUGCCGAAUCGACGGCGGUCUUUGGGGGUCUAUCCACACCGAAGGCGAAGAAGCAUGGUUUCUUCAAGAAGAUUUUCGAAUCCGCAAAGACCGGUGCGGCGAAUGCCAGAAGCAGUAUUGCUGUCGGACAUACUGGAGGAUCAUACUCCCCAACUAAAGGCAGGCCGAUUUCCCCGAUCAGGGGCGCCCGCGACGCAGGGUUUGGCGGCGGGAGCGUGGAUUGGGUUCAGGUGCGACGUGACGUGAACCGAGCAAGCUCGCCUAGUCGGAACGAGAGGAUAGAAAGAGCCGAGCGUUGCCAGAUGAUGGAUCAUCCUGUGAUCUACGCAGUCGAGGAGCUUCACGAAACUACAGAGGGUGAUGAAAGUAUCGACGGGUUACCAAUUAGCGAGCCAACCAAUUUUAACGCGGCGAACCUGAAUCUCGUCGAUAAGAGUGCUCGCUUUGUGAAUAGCCUUCCUCCGAUGACCAAUCCGAUGAGCCUUGCGCAAGGAUAUGUUUGUCGGCCUUACAAGAGUGACGUUCAGAGAUUGCGCGCUAUCUUCACCUGGGUCAGCGAGAAAAUCGCCUGGGACGAGCCGGUGGAGGAGAUUGGGGUUGAUCUGAAGCGAAUUCUGCAGACAAGGAGGGGAAGUCCCCAGGAAGUCGCAUUCCUCGUCAAGGAAAUGUGCACUGCCGUCGGCCUCCACGCAGAUGUGGUCCAAGGGUUUCUCAAAUCCCCUGGUGAGCUAUUCGAGUUGGACAGCCUUUCACGACCAAACCACUGGUGGAACGCCGUUCUAGUUGACGGUGAAUGGCGCAUCAUCGACUGUUCCCUCGCGAGUCCGACCAAUCCGAUGAGGAAUCAAUUUGUUACCACGAACUCUGCAGCUGCAGAGAGCUGGUACUUCCUGGCGCGCCCUCUCGAGAUAUGCUAUACACAUGUGCCACUGUAUCCAGAGGAGCAACAUAUCUGUCCGCCUGUAUCCCCAGACGUCUUGCUGGCACUCCCAGCAGCCUGUCCCCCUUACUUCAAGAUGAACCUCCAGUUCCCUGACUAUGACACAAGCUUGGUCCGAAUCGAGGGAUUGGAAGUUCUGCAGAUUCGCCUGCUUGUGCCACCAGACGUAGAAUGCGCGGCAGAGGUUGAGGCGCCCGCUUUCGCCCGCGAUGCCGACGGAGACUUCUUCGAGAGUGGGGAGAUUGUGCGUAAACGUGCCCUGGUCCAACCUGACUGGGUUGGCGGCCAAAAGCGGUUCACUGUGAAAGCUGUCCUGCCCGGCGACGAGGGGCAAGGCACAGUCAAGAUAUACGCGGGCAAGAAGGGUUUGAUGCACUCUAGCAAAGACAUCCCUCAUCCGCUAGCGCUUGCCCUUCCCAUCAUUCACGCGGGUGACAACCCUCCGUACGAAUUCGUCCUGCGCCAUCCAACACCCCAUGCUCAGCGGCAUGACUUGUACAUUAUUCAACCCCAGUGUGCGAAACUUGCCGUCAACAACACCUUUGUCUUCGCCGUACGGCAACACCCAUCCUCGCUUCCCUCUCCGACAAACGGUAAUGACUUCGGUGCCUCGGGACGCAUCUCUCCCUCCGUCUUUGCGCGGCCUGCCAGUGCUCUCAGUAUGGUGUCCAGCUCUGCCGGGGGCUCUUCUGUCUCCGCCGUCUCCAACGAGUUCUCUGCCUCCACCUCAGCAAUCUCAUCAACCAAGUCGUCCUCUGGACGAGAAAAACCGGCCAAACUAGCCAUCCAGUCGCCGUCAGGCAAGAUUCUCCGGCUCACUCGCAAAGCAGAUCAUAUGAUUACCAAUGACUCCACUUCGGAUCCCUGCGCGGACGGCAGCGUCUGGGAGACGGUGAUCAAGAUCGGCGAGCGCGGGACCUGGAGGGGACUCGUUCUGGCUGACCGCGUUGCGCGAUGGUGUGUCUUCUCUGAAUGGGAAUGUUUCUAA